AUGUCUGUGUUCUGCGGGCCGACGAGGCCGCUGCGGGUGCCACCCCCUCAGGCACGUGACGACGUGGAGUCGAAGCGACUCUCCGAUGCGAUGAGUCGUCUCUCGUGCGGUAGUGCGGAGUGUACGAUAAAACUUGUGGAGUCGGUGGCACAACGUUUGGUGGAGCAGGUGAUUGCGGAGACGGAGGGUCGGUGGGUGCGGGCCUAUCCCUUUGGAUCCUGCGGUUUGGCUGCUUCUGUUGCAGAUAGUGAUAUUGAUAUGUAUGGUGAGUUCUUCCUAUUCUCUACCCCCCUUCUUUAUUCUUUCUGA
Trypanosoma theileri is the source of this 309-nucleotide messenger RNA. RefSeq names its product poly(A) polymerase. Bases 1 to 309 code for a protein of 102 amino acids. The record is from RefSeq and is a predicted model, not a curated record. The transcript has a single exon. Lineage: Eukaryota; Euglenozoa; Kinetoplastea; Trypanosomatida; Trypanosomatidae.